Molecule: messenger RNA, 519 nt
Organism: Juglans regia (Persian walnut)
Lineage: Eukaryota; Viridiplantae; Streptophyta; Magnoliopsida; Fagales; Juglandaceae
Exons: 2
Coding region: 1-519 (172 amino acids)
Source: RefSeq, a predicted model, not a curated record
AUGGCACAAAAUGUAAAAUUUUCUUCUACUGAAGGUGAACUCCUGGCAGAUCCUUCUAGUUAUCACAGACUCAUUGGUAGACUCAUCUACCUUACCAUAUCCAGACCUGACUUAGCAUAUGCUGUUCAAGUUCUCAGUCAAUAUAUGGAUAAACCAAGACAACCUCACCUAGAUGCAGUGCAUAGAGUGCUUAAGUAUUUGAAAGGCACACCUGGUCAUGGAACUUUCUUCUCUGUCACUUCUGAUAUUCACCUUAAAGCGUUCUGUGAUUCAGAUUGCGCUGGUUGUGUAGACACUCGCAAGUCUGUGACAGCUAGCCCGGUUUUCCACGAAAGAACCAAGCAUAUUGAGAUAGAUUGCCAUAUAGUAAGGGAGAAAUUACAAGCCAAUGUGAUCAAGACUCUUCAUGUUGCUUCUUAUAAUCAAUUGAGUGAUCUUUUUACUAAAGCUCUUGGAUGUGUUCAGUUUCAUUCUUUACUUGGAGAGAUGGGUGUUUUGGACAUACACACUCCAUCUUGA